Molecule: messenger RNA, 1281 nt
Organism: Perkinsus marinus ATCC 50983
Lineage: Eukaryota; Perkinsozoa; Perkinsida; Perkinsidae
Product: amino acid transporter, putative
Exons: 8
Coding region: 1-1281 (426 amino acids)
Biological process (GO): amino acid transmembrane transport
Molecular function (GO): amino acid transmembrane transporter activity
Source: RefSeq, a predicted model, not a curated record
AUGCUAGGCAGUGGGCUCUUGGUUGGUAUCCUAUGCUUCGUCAUUUGUGCAUGCAUUGCUGUUACCAGCAAUCUGAUCCUCUUUACUGCUGUCACUAAGACCGGUCUACACACCUAUGGUGCUGUCGUCGAUUGGGCAUUGGUCCGUCUUGGCUUCAAGAAGGCGGAUUUACUAGCAGCAGUAGGGCAGCAGGCUGAGGGGAAUGCUCCCUAUUACUCUAUAUCCCCUUUGGGGGUCUCUCCUCGACUUGCCUUCUUCGAGCUUUGGGCCUUCGUUUACUGCGUGAUGACCUGCGUGAGCUAUCUUGUAUUCCUCGGAGACUUCAUUCCUUCUAUCACUGGGUAUUAUUUACAAGGAAUAGAUCCAGAAGUGUUCCGUAAAUUCUGUAUUGUGGCCUGUGCAUAUUUGGCCAUUUACCCUAUGUCGGUAUCAAAAAGUAUAUCCGUACUUCGUUACGUAUCAUCCCUCUCUAUUUGGGCCGUGGUCCUGACAGCUACAGUAGUGUUGAUCAGAGCACCCUCACUCGUCGAAGAGCACCCCGAGGAGGCACGUGCAUCGUUGAGCUUGUCAGAAAGUCAUGUGAAUAUGAGCACAUUCAAUACGUUUGCUGUGUGCAUGUUUGGUUUGAUGAACCAGAUCCCGGCAGUUAGAGUGGCAGCAGAGAUGUCUCGUCCGACUACUGUUAGGCGUACCAUCGCUAAUGUAGUAGCUGGUGUCGCGCUCUCUUCUAUUUACCUCUCUAUGGCUAUUGCAGUGUACCUGUCUUUCCUUACUGAUACUAAGCCUAAUUUCAUGCAAAAUUAUGCGGCUGAUGAUCGUAUUAUAUUCGUCUGUCGUAUAGGCCUGACUAUCAUGCUACUUGUUGCUGCCCCGAUGAAUCUCCUACCCGGACUGGCCGGUUUUUACAAGGCUCUCGAGCUAGGCGCGGGGGAAGGAUCGGUUGGUGAUGUUCCUGUGAGAAAUCCCUUCUUCGUCUUCUGUCGGUGGAUCGAGUCGGUUGUCGGUGUCCAGUCACUACUGAUGCAAUACGGAGCACCGUUCUUCUCUAUCACAGUGUGCACCGCUAUUGCCCUACUGGUCCCCAAUGUCGCCUCGUUUAUUGGCUCCAUGUCCUCUUAUUUGGCUGCCCCAUUGGUGUGUGGAUUCCCAGGUUUGGUUUAUGCUGCACUUCAGAAGGAUGAUGACAUCGGCAAGAAACGGUGGCCUCUCUUGACCAUAGCUCUGGUAUUCAUUACUCUACUCCUUUGGGUAACCGCUACGAUAAAUAUCUUCUUUUCAUAA